CCCACCGGGCUGCUCCCGCACCUGAGACGGGACGAUUAACCCCCGAGGAUCUGCCCGUAGACCCCGCUGGUGCCGGGGUUUAUAGCCGUCCCGGAAGUCCGUGCGUUCCAAAACUUUUCCAGGAAGUGUGUGCGGUUCAUUGCAGACCGGAAGUUGCUCCUUUCCCGGAAGUUACUGGGUUACCCACGCGUGCUCCGGCUGCUAGUGUCGUGGGACAGCAUGAAGUAUUCAUAUCAGUUCAGUAACCUCCUGGGGACGUUUUACCGAUGCGGUAACCUGACCUUCGCCCCCGACGGCAACGCUCUCAUCAGCCCCGUGGGGAACCGGCUGAGUGUCUUCCACCUCAAGAAUAACAAGGCGGAGACUCUACCCCUGGCGUCUCGCUGUAACAUCACUCAGGUGGCUCUGUCCCCAGACGGCUCUUUGGGCAUCCUCGUCGACGAAGAAGGAGCCGCUCUCCUCGUCAGCUUGGUCACUAAAUCCAUUCUGAAUGAGUUCAAUUUCCACCAACCGGUCCACAGCGUGAGUUUUUCUCCCGACGGCAGGAAGUUUGUGGUGUGUAAGGGCUCCGUAGCUCUCUUGUAUCACGCUCCGGGGAAGAAGCGCGAGUUUAACGCCUUUGUGCUGGAUAAAACGUUUUAUGGGCCGUACGAUGAGACCACCUGCGUGGAUUGGACAGAUGAUUCCAGGUGCUUUGCGGUGGGCAGUAAGGACAUGUCCACCUGGGUGUUUGGAGCCGAGCGCUGGCAGAACCUGGUCUACUACUCGCUGGGAGGGCACAAAGACACCAUAGUCUCAUGCUUCUUUCAGGAGGGCAACCUGGAUUUAUACACCCUCAGCGCAGAUGCCACGCUCUGUAUGUGGGAAUGUGACACCGAACUCUCUGAGCUGAUUCCAAGAGACUCCACAAAGAAGUCCCGGAGCGCGGAGGCUACAGAGAGCGGCGAUGGCCGAGCCGAGGAGGUUAGAGGCUCAGCCAAUCCAGCGCCGGAGGAGAAGGUUGGGCGAGUGGUGUACCAGAAGACCGGCAGACAUUUUUUUAAUAAGGAAGGGGAUUUCACGCGCCUCACCUCAGCCGCCUACCAUAAGAAGCUUUGCCUCCUGGUCACCGGCUUUGCCUCUGGGAUGUUUCAUAUCCACGAGCUCCCCGAACUCAGCCUGAUCCACUCCCUCAGUAUUUCAGAUCAGAGAAUAUCGUCCGUUACCAUUAACUCCUCGGGGGACUGGAUUGCUUUUGGCUGUAGUGGUCUGGGGCAGUUGCUCGUGUGGGAAUGGCAGAGCGAGUCGUACGUACUGAAGCAGCAGGGGCAUUUCAAUAACAUGGUGGCAUUGAGCUACUCCCCAGACGGGCAACACAUUGUUACUGGAGGAGAUGAUGGGAAGGUUAAAGUUUGGGACACAAACAGCGGCUUUUGCUUCGUGACGUUCACGGAUCAUACGAGUAGCGUGACGGCCGUGACGUUUACCGGCAGCGGACAGGUGGUACUCAGCGCUUCCCUGGACGGCACCGUGAGAGCGUUCAGCCUGCUGAGGUACCGAAACUUCCGAACCUUCACGUCUCCGCGGCCCACGCAGUUUUCCUGCCUGGGGGUGGAUGGGAGCGGAGACAUCGUGUGCGCCGGGGCCCGGGACGCGUUCGAGGUUUAUGUGUGGAGCAUGCAGACCGGGAGACUUCUGGAUGUCCUGGCCGGACACGAGGGGCCAAUCAGCAGCGUGGCCUUCAAUCCUUGGAGGUCUGUACUGGCCACAGCAUCGUGGGACAAGACGGUCAGGCUGUGGGAUAUGACGGACAGCUGGAGGACAACGGAGACGCUGAGCCUUAACUCGGAGGCCGUGGCCGUGGCAUUCCGUCCGGACGGCAAGGAGCUGGCGGUGGCCUCUUUGGACGGGCAUAUCACUAUGUGGGACCCUGAGAAAGGGAACCAGACUGGAUCCAUCGAGGGGAGACAUGAUCUGCAAAUGGGACGCAAAGAACUGGACAAAGUGACGGCAAAGCAUUCCUCCAAGGGCAAAGCCUUUACCGCGCUGUGUUACUCCGCCGACGGACAGGCUCUGAUCGCUGGCGGAGCCUCCCGCUACGUCUGCAUCUACCACGUCCACGAGCAGAUGCUGGCCAAGAAGUUUGAGAUCUCCUGUAAUCAUUCACUGGAUGCUAUGGAGGAAUUCCUGGACCGCCGUAAGAUGACCGCAUUCGGAAGCCUGGCUUUGGUUGAUGAAGGAGCUGGAGAUGAUGAAGGGGUUAAUCUCAGUCUGCCUGGGGUCCGCAGGGGCGACAUGAGCUCCAGACACUUCAAGCCUGAGAUCCGGGUGACAUCAUUAUGCUUCUCCCCAACCGGACGCAGUUGGGCUGCCACCUCCACAGAAGGUCUCCUCGUCUUCUCUCUGGACUCCAGUAGUGUUUUUGACCCGUUCCAACUGGAUGAGGAGGUGACGGCUGGAGGGAUCCACCGCGCCCUGCGUGGAAAGGACUGGACCCGCGGUAUCAUUAUGGCGAUGAGACUCAACGAGAAGACCGUUUUACAGGAGGCCCUGGAGAGCGUGCCGAGCACAGACAUUGCAGUUCUUUGCUCGGCGCUCCCAGAGUUAUACGUCGAGAGGCUUCUGGUGUUUUUGGCCUCGCAGAUCGAGAGCUCCCGCCACCUGCAGUUCUACUUAACGUGGGCUCAUCAGCUGCUCAUGCAGCACGGACAGAUCUUGAAGAACCGAUCUGUCUCUCUGCUUCCAGCCAUCCACUCCCUCCAGAAGAGUCUCCAGGGCCACUUCUCGGAAAUCUCCAAACUCUGUGAUUGGAAUCGCUAUAACAUGAAGUUCGCGGUGUGCCUGUCGCGGCAGCGCGGGGUGAAGAGAGACGCGGAGGAGUCCAUCAGCGGAUCGGAGUCUGACAUGGAGUCUGCCGGUGACAGUCUGGGCGAGGAGGAGAUGGGAGUGUGAGGAGGGCUCAGACGCCUGGGGCAGGGAGAACAGACUGUUGCUUUACUGUGAGGACAUUGCCUCGUCUCAGGCACUCAUGGAGUUAUCGCCUCUUUUUGCCCCUGCUGUUCUGGGAGCUUCCUGUUUCCUGUCCCCCUCUCACAGUGGUUCCUGGAGUAUCCAGUUUCCUGCGCCCAUCACAGCGGUUCCCGGAGCUUCCUGUUUCCUGUCCCCCUCUCACAGUGGUUGUUUCUGGAGUUUCCUGACUUCCCCCCCUGCCCCUUCUUGUUGUGUUCCCGUUGGAAUAAACCAGGACUGUGCGUGGGGCACUUAUUAUUACUGGGCAUAAGAGGAGGGCAGGGGCAAUUACUGGAACAGGCUCCUCAUAGAGCUGGGGUUUAAAGAUUCAUCGUUUCCAGUUCUGUCUAAUUCGAACCUUGCUUAAUAAAGUUUUUGAGGUGUUUUUUUUC
Messenger RNA from Spea bombifrons (plains spadefoot toad), 3380 nucleotides. It is a transcript of the gene PWP2, whose product is annotated as PWP2 small subunit processome component. Lineage: Eukaryota; Metazoa; Chordata; Amphibia; Anura; Pelobatidae. The record is from RefSeq and is a predicted model, not a curated record. Gene Ontology annotation, cellular component: small-subunit processome; Pwp2p-containing subcomplex of 90S preribosome. The transcript is spliced from 21 exons. Gene Ontology annotation, molecular function: protein binding. Bases 220 to 2931 code for a protein of 903 amino acids. Gene Ontology annotation, biological process: maturation of SSU-rRNA from tricistronic rRNA transcript (SSU-rRNA, 5.8S rRNA, LSU-rRNA); ribosomal small subunit assembly.